AUGCUAGAGGUACUGAAGAUGAGGGCUUCUGUUUUUUUUGAGAGGGAAAUUAUUUUUAUCUUCGUGACAGAUUCUGUAUAUUGGGCUCUUCCUCCUCCAGUGAAUGAACACGCUAAGUACCAAAAGUUUUCUUGGGUUGAGUGGUGUUUAUUCAAAUGCAUAAAACGCCUGUUGAAAAAGAAAUUGCCAAAGUGUUUUUGUCUUGUGUGUGUUUUCAAUGCGUUGUUACUUAAGUUCGUUUUUCUUUUAAACACUUAAUUACUCAACUAAAUCACUCCAAGGCUUUGGCUUUUCUUAUGGCUCAACUCUCAACAGAUUGCCAGCAAACAACUCAAACAGAUUGGCGUAGUGUGGAUUUCUCUCACACCCGCCAACCUAAGAGCUUGCGACGCAUGACAUUGAUCAGAUGUUUUGCGAGCAAGGUUGAUUUAACAACAAGUUAACAGUGCUGGGCAAACGUAUACAACGACAAACAAUGUGAAAGAGAGCACUAACCUACGCUAGUCUAAUGCAAAUCACUAUCGCGGAGAGUGCGACGAGCCAGCCUAAAGCCUUGCCUUUUAGAGUGGGUCUUCUUUACGUGUUCAGUACUUUUCUUUACGUGUUUUCUUUUGUAUUUCUACUGACUUACCGCUACUACACUCUACUCUUUGGUAAGCAAACUCUUUUGCAGCUAGCCUUACGAGUCAAGGUUAAUGGGUUAAAUUAUCAACAGUUUUAGUAGUAAAAAGUGAGUCGUUCUAGACGCACAAGGUAAAGUUUGUUUAUCUAUACGCUAGAAGAAAAACAUAAGUCAGCUCUGCCGUAACCGCUGUGCUCAAGGCGUUAUAAACAGCUUGCCUAGUCGUAGUGACUUUAUGAACAAAGGCAAAGUGUUAGACUUUAGUUUAGUUCCAACGUCCACAAUGUUCGAAGUUUUACCGCACAAGAAUUUAAGAGCAAACUUGUUACUAGUGAACGCUUGGCGUAGCGUUCCCCAGAUAACAUUCAUUCUUGGAUUCUUGUGCUUGUUCGAACUCUUUAUGUGUGUUAUGGUUGAGUUGUUAUCGUUAAAGAUGCAAGGUUUAAGUUUACUGCACACAACUUGCAUUUCGAGGCCUAGACUUUGUAAGUAUUCCGCUGUUACGGAACCGUACUGAAUAGAUAAUGUCUCAACGUCAAGAAUAGUGUCUACCCUACGUAUAACUACUCGAGUUCUCCAAAAUACUAGAGAAGCAUGGACCCACGCGGGCUUACUAGAUACCGGCGCUAAACGGUCGGUAGGCUCGUUGGUGUAAAGGUUUUGGUCGUAGUCGACGUCGUAGUCAGAUACGAAAAACAUACCAGCAAAAACAGACGGGCAAGUUUUGUGACGGUUGUAACUUGCGUCAGUGAGUGCAACUAUGCGAGAUUUUUCUACUUUCAUGGGGUGCAUGCGAAUGCCAUUCCCACGAUGAAAAAUAGCAGUCCUCAAAGUCUUGUUUAGGGCAAUGACGUCGCUCCAAAUAGGACUUGCAACGGCCCUGGAACCAGUGAAAGUUCCAAAUAGCAAGUCGGGCCUUGUCUUGUAAGUUAUCCAGUUAAGACGACCAACCAUAGCACGAAAAAGACUAUGCGAAGCUGUAUCUAAAGCUUUUUCAAGAUCGACACCAUCAGGAAUAGACAUUUCAGCUAAUUUGGCAGCGUAUCCUUCCUGCGAAAUCUUGAAAGAUCGCCUGCCGCUUGCGUCUCUCUCGACAACUAAGUCACGACCAAGAAAAGUAAAGGACUGAAGUAAAGACUUAGGAUCUUCUUUCCAGUUGUCUCCUACUAGAAAAUAUGAAGUAACUUCUUUACACACCUCAUGGAAUUUGUCGUCACCUCCCCGAAGGGUAUCGUCUACGUGAAGACAAACUACGCCAGAUACUUUGUGUUCUGGUGGUAAAGUUUCAAUCUCGUAGACUUUCUCCUCUAACUUUUGAGUUUCAACUUCACCUAUAUAAGCUUCUGACUUAGUGCCUCGGAUGACAUUGCUGGCGGUGUCAGUAACGAGGAUGGAAAUGCCUGGGUCACAUCGUAACUGCUGAAAACCUACUUCAAAAAGUUUCUUAGUUAAAGUUCGAAACCAACCACGAGAAGCAUCAAUAAGACCAUAGCAAGCGCGAAUAAAAAUGCAAACUGAGUCUUCUUGAAAUCCCAUAACUUCACGCACUAUAUCUUGAAGCUCAGGGGGAAGAAAGUCAACAGGGGGGAACUCGACGUGAGGUCGGAGUUUGGGGUCCUCUAUCUCCUCAGCUUGUAAAAACGCGUUUAAGAAGUCUUCGCCGUAUAGUAGCCAGCCUUCAUUUGAGUACUUUUGAAGUGCUAAGUGUAGUCCUUCUUGGGAGACCAUAGUAGUGUCUCUCCGCACGUAUCCAGAUCUAUCGUCGUUCUUAGGAAAUCCGCGAGGUACAUAGCGCACUUUUACUUUCUUUAAGAGACCAUCGGUAAGGGUCUUGAUGCCUAGAAUUAGUCUAGAAGUAAGUGGCUUGCGAGAUGGAUCCCUUUUACCUACAACAAAAACAUUGAACUUAUUUAAUGCGCCUAGUUCUUGACGUAGCGCCUCUUUAAGUUGAUCCAUCAAGUUAUGUUCUUCGAAGAAAGAUAUAGGCAAGUCCUGAGCGGUGCCUUUUGCUAAUAAUUCAGCCGGAAGAUUUAACUUGAUCCCUUUUGCUGAUUUGUUGGCCGUAAUCUUGUCAGGUAUAGUAGGCUUAGGACGAGAAUAAAAAGAGACUACGACUCCCUUACGCGGAAUUGCGUCGCCAACUAAUCGCUUUGUUUGACUGUCAGGCAACAAAAGAUACGACUCUUGACUUAGAUGCUUCGAGUUACCAGUAAGAAUCCUGCCACGUCCUCGAUAAACUGUUAUCUUUUCGAUGUGGUUACCUUUACCGUCCGGAUUUCUAACGUUUUCCAGUAGUGAGAAUAAUGAAUCGCCAUGCUGUAAGUGGAUCAUCUCGCUACUAUCUGCAGCCAGAUGCGUCUGAAGUACAUCAUAAAAAUCACACAUCUCAGAAAGAAACACAGGCUCUUGGUCAGGAUUAGGCUCCUGCUGGACGAACAAAGCUGAAGCAUCGUUUCUAGUGCUAGAAUCGUCAGCGCAGUCAGUGCUAUAGAAUGCUAGUAAAGCUCUAGCGCGAGACCUACAAGAAGCCCGGAUGUUAUCCUGAAGUUCCUUCUUUCCGUUUUUCAGUGAGAUACCCAGGAACUUGGUUAGAUAACGAAGCUGAUUGACGGUUAGCGCACUUACGUAAGCUUGUUGCUGUACAAAAGGUAAAGCCAAGAACUCAGUUAGUUCUUCGCCAGAGAUAGCGCUAUAAUAUCUAGCAUCCAACGUAGAUAAGUCAAUAUCACUACGAUUAGAUUGCUCCAUACUGUUACCAAUGCGAUAUUCGAAGUUUUCACUUUCUAAGCUGUCGGAUGCUGUCUCUAGUGGUAUUCUAAUAAUCAUUUUUGCAUCCUUUUGAAGUCUAAACGCACUAGCAUCAUGAACGAUAGCAGUAGGCUUUUGAAAAGUAUGACUAAAAACUAAUACUAGUUGCAGUCCUGAAGUUGCUGCUUGUGGAAUAGUCCUAGAAUGAGCCUCAACGUCCGCAAAUACCUCACCAGAUGUUCCGUCCAGGAGGUUGCUCUUUGUCACACUGCGCAGCUCCGGACUUGCGCGCGCAGUCGCCACCAGUUGCUUCGAAUGCUUGACGCAUAGCCGUUCCAAUUUCUUCGCGCGGUUGCUGUGCUUCGCUUUGGGAUCAGCCUGAGGCAGAUACGGGGCAUCAGAAACGUUAUCGACCGAAUCAGGUGGAGGGGAAGAAGCGGAAUUAUGAUCAUCAUGUUGCACCGGAGAGCUUGUAGCUGGGACUUCGACGCAGAGCUCAUCCGCAGAAGGUAAGAAAACUCGCGCGUGUGAAACUUCAUGCGCGUCGCCGUUGGUAAGCCGGGCCACCACUACGCGCUCUCCUUCGCCGCGAGUGCCGAGCACUUCCGCGUCGCGCAUCCGCUUGACCCCAAGAUCCUUCGAAUCAGCUACGAGUAGUCUGCAUUUGUCACCAGUUCGCCACGCUUCUAAUUUUCGUCCGCGGCUUUCGCUGUUAUUUUUAAGCUCCGUAAGCUCUGCUUCCACAUUGACGGCCAAUGCUGCUCGCUUUCGAAGUUCUUCUCUCUGCAGAAGCAUCUGGUCCAAUGUGGAUUCGUCCGUAACUGGUCCGAAGUAGACGUCGCUUUGUAGUGCAAUCCGUUGGGCAGAUAAAGAUCUCCCGAAAUACUUCCUGAUAUAGGAGUUCUUCGCUUUUUGUCCCCAAGCGCAAAUGUCGUCCAUGGUUAAUUUGUCGACAUGUUUCGCAUCGACAUUGACUAACUUCUCCACGAUGCGCCGGAAUACUCGAUUGUGUGACUCUACAAAAUUAGCAUGCCGAUCGGAAGUCGAGCGAUAAUGUAUCAUUUUGUUGGUACGGAGGAAGCUUAAGACUUGUCCGUUGACGAAUUCCUUUCCGUUAUCGCUGAAGAUUGCGCCGGGAAGUGAACCAAAAAUCGUAGCCCAUUUAUCUAAAGCUCUGCAGACAUCCGCUCCGGUCGGGUGUCCUUCUUGAAUGACGAUGAUCAAAGACCAUUUCGAGAACGCAUCGACCAAGUGUAAAACUGCGUACUCGUCUCCGUUAAAUUUCAGGAAGAGAGUAUCCAUCGCGACGCACUCAUUGACAUGACUAAACUUCUUGGAUCGAGGUGCUGCUGGCUUUUUACGAAGAGCGCCCUGGCAUAUGUCGCACAUCUCAUAGACUGCAUCCGCUAAGUGUCGAGGUAGUCCAAUGCUGGAAUAUCGUUCGCACAUUUGGUCUGGAUGUGGAUGAUCACGCUGAUGGAGCUCCUCAGUGAGUUGAUACGUCCAAGGGAAUGGAAAAUCGAAAUCCUCUGACUGUACUGCUUGAUAGAUGAGGAAAGUACUGCCGUCGGGGGUGUCUUGAAUUUGAAACGUAGGCUGCCGUCGGUCUUGUUGCUGCUGAGUUUGAUGAAACGUAGAAAAAGUGACUUGGUAUAAGUUAUUUUUAUGCUCCAUCGGAAAUUCGAUUUUUGAAUUCGAAAACUUUAAACCUGGAAAAUCGACCACGUAGUCUUGAAGAAAGUCUUGCCCUAAUAAAAAUGGCGUAUUUGCUCCUGGGAUGAUCCAAAACUUUCUAGUGGUGCCGGGAAGAUUUGCUAGUUGUGUUGCUUCCUUGUUUGCGCCUCCCGCGAACUUGAAGAAUUUGCGCUCCGUAGUAGGAAUAUCCACGAUCUCCACGCCUGCUACUACAUUUAGAAUUUCUUCAAUUUGAUGCUCUCCAACGCAACUGUCUGAACAACCAGAAUCCAACACUAGGUGAAACUUCACAUCCUGAACAUCGUCUUCUUUGAACGAUAUGAAGCAGCAUCCUGCUGCAAACUCUUCUUUUUUCUUCGUCUCCUCUCCGGUUAGUCAAGGUCGACCAUGUCCGCUUCCGUCGUGUUCAGCAUGAUCUUGAUGCUGGUCCACAGUGUCCGCUUCGACGAAGUAUGCGCGGCCAUCCUUGCGAUAUUUCUUGAUGUAGUACUUGUUCUUGCCGUUGCCUUUGUUCUGCGAAGAAGAAGAUGAAGAAGAAUUGUUGUAGUUGUUGUAGUAGUUGUUGUUCCACGAAGAGGAUGAAGAGGAAGAAUUAUUUCCACCAUAGUACGCAUUCUUGCCGAUUCCAUUUCCGCCCUUGCCGCUACCGGAAGUCUUGCCGUAACCUUUGUUCUUGCCCUUCUUGCCUUUGCCCUUGGUCUUCUUGCCUUUGCCUUUCUUGCCGUUUCCCUUUUUCGUCGGUGCCGAGGUCCAAAGGGUCGUCAUCACCGCAUCGCCCUGGUCGUCGUGCUGCCACUUCUUGUUUCCGUGUACAUCAUGCAAAACGGUGUCGAGCUUGGACGACUUGAAGAGCUGCUCGAUCACAUUGUGCAUCUUCUCAACUGUCUCGGUGGUACUUGCUUCGCCAAUUUUGCGCAUGUUGAACGAAGCCUUGAAUGCCACUGCUUUAAGUCCCGUGAGCCGUAAUCCGGUAUACAACGCGUUGCACAGUUCGGCAUUAGUCGGAAGGUAACCAUUUCCGCGCACGGUGUUGACCAAAACUUUGAAACGUGCAGUAGCGUCCACAUCCGAUUCACCGCCGGCCUUUUCGAAGCGUUGUAGCUGAGAAUAUUCGGCAACGUCAGCAAGUACGUCAGCCAUUCCGCAAUCGACCGUGAUGACAUGUUCCAAGCGUUCAAUUUGCGUUUUGGUUCGGAUCAAGUUCUGAAGCUUCGUGUCGUCGCAAACGUAUUCGGCAUCCUUGUCAUGGGUCAUAAAGUCGGCCCCAUGUAACGAUACGGCGUCGCAGAUGUUGGCGUAAUUUGGCUGGAUGCCAUGCAGCAAGAUAUGCGGCACAAUUUUCGUAGUCGCGAUAUCGUGUUGAAGAUGCCAGAGAUUCAAAUUGCGGGCGUAGGAUCUCCAUGACUGCGAAGGCUGCCAAAUCGGGCAACUACUGUAAGCUUUUGCCGAGCUUCCUGCGAGAGAUGGCAAAGCACACAUUUUCGCACUGUGUGUUUGUCGGCUGCGAGGUUAAUUAAAUCAAAGUAACAACCUAACUAGGAGGAGGCCCGUUACUUAAAAAGAUAAGACUUAGCUUAUACGUGUCAGAUAAGAAUACUAGCAAGCGCAAGAAAUAGUGUGGCGUGAGUGUUAAAUUUUGUUGGACCUUCGGGGUGAGAUUGCAAAUUGGCACCGAUUUGCAAUCGCAGCCCGAGGAUCGGAGAAAAAAUAUCUCAAGGAGUUAACCAAACACCAUAGGGAUCCAAUCAGUUAUGACCUUUCAUAACUGUGUGCUAGAAAGUUUGAGGAUGCAAGAUGCUAAGCUACGUGAGCGAAUGUUCCGAGUGGAUCUAUAACGAUUAGUACUAUCGUCGUGCUAAGCUAGUUGCCGUGGCGUAUGCUCUGGAGGUUAAAACUAUGAUCUACUAGAUCUUUUUACUUAUUUACUUACUCAGUAUUAUCGUGAAUUGUUUUUACUUAUUUCCGGAAUUUAUUUCAAGUUUUUCUUACUUGUUGUUUACUCAAAGAACCAAAAACAAAAGAGGGAAAAACUGUCUAUAUGCAUCUACGGGGAUACUAAACCUAGUCGACGCUACCAUGACAGAUUCUUGCAUAUUGGGCUCUUCCUCCUCCAGUGAAUGAACACGCUAAGUGCCAAAAGUUUUCUUGGGUUGAGUGGUGUUUAUUCAAAUGCAUAAAACGCCUGUUGAAAAAGAAAUUGUCAAAGUGUUUUUGUCUUGUGUGUGUUUUCAAUGCGUUGUUACUUAAGUUCGUUUUUCUUUUAAACACUUAAUUACUCAACUAAAUCACUCCAAGGCUUUGGCUUUUCUUAUGGCUCAACUCUCAACAGAUUGCCAGCAAACAACUCAAACAGAUUGGCGUAGUGUGGAUUUCUCUCACUUCGUGCUAAAUGAAUAGUACAACUGCCAGUUUUAUUCAUUGAUAUUUGUUUUUGACCUAUCAUUUUUUCGUUCUAGCUGCCACCCUAGUAUCUAGUAUACCUCAAUGCAACUUCUAUCGUUUACAGCACUAGUUUCAACCUCGUAUGAUCACCCAGAAUCCUCAUUCCUGAGGUAGAACUCUGCAACCUCUCCCUCAACUCUUCAACUCAGCCUCCCGACGUAGCGCACGCACACUUGCAGGCAAUGCUCGCGGGCGCUCCCGCAGAGGACCCCCCUGAAGAAGCAGAGCCGAAACCUCGACCAUGGGUUGCGGCAUUCAACAUGCAGGAAGAUCGACCUGGAAGACUUAACCAUUUUCCGCCUGCGACGUCUACAAGCAGUGCUAAGGCUUAGUUGUACUUACAAUCUUGCAACCAAUAGCUAGAUACACCACUCGUCCACCACUUUUUAUUGAUAGAGUCGGUUUGGUGAGUUUUGGUCAAUAUGGAAAUUGAUACGCAAGAAGAUGAAGUAGAAUAAUUUCAACCCUGGUCUCUAAGAUAGAUAAAAAAGGAACGCGCGUUACGGUCGAUUCGCACUUUGCGCCUCGUACUCACCCGGCAAAUAGCUUUGUGGCAUGGAAGGGGAGGCAUAGAGGAGAAUCCUCAGAGUACGAACCCCGAUCACCAGAAGCGGACUUAGAACGCCUGCUUAUCGGGGAAGAGCUCAAUCUGCGUAAGAGACAAUUACAGGGUAUUUGAUAGAGAAUUUAGUAGGGUCGGUAGUGACUGGUAGUGGGCGAGGAAAGAUUCGCUGGUUGGGUGAGUUUUUAGUUAGCAGUUGUCGUUGUUGAGAUGAUUACUUGCCCAGCUGUAUAUUAUGUUGAGCAUCUACUAGUAGCCACGGCCACCUUCGAGGCGCCGUGGUUUGGAGAUUUUACUCCUGUAGUAGCAUCUUAUUGAGAUGAUAGCACACUUUUGAGAUGAAUCCUUGCCAUCUUUCGGGAUCUUUUCAGGAACUGUUUCGUCUUAUCGAUGGUAAAGAGUGACCAUCUAAGACGCAAUGAUGGUGAAGCUGCCAAGAUUAUUCGCAAAUUCAACAAAUCGCUUUUUUGGAACGCGUCGAAAUGUAUGAUGAAGAGCAGUAGCUUACUACCUUCGCAUUCUAGUUUAGCGUUGAAUCCAGCGAUGGGGUGUCUGAUAUGUUACUUGAAUGAUUUUCACCGACACAAGCAAAUGAAACGUGCACAGGUACAGACUUCUGGUAAGGAGUUUUCACGCGUGAGAUUCUGCAAAACAUUCGUUGUAUUUUUUGUUGAAUACUAAAGAUUACGGGACAGUAGAUGCUAAAGUGGUGGUAGUGACUACGGAUAGAAGACCUCACUCUAC
Messenger RNA from Amoebophrya sp. A25, 8813 nucleotides. NCBI's taxonomy places the organism in Eukaryota, Dinophyceae, Syndiniales, Amoebophryaceae. The record is from the annotation of a GenBank genome assembly.